Molecule: messenger RNA, 1290 nt
Organism: Papaver somniferum (opium poppy)
Lineage: Eukaryota; Viridiplantae; Streptophyta; Magnoliopsida; Ranunculales; Papaveraceae
Exons: 8
Coding region: 1-1290 (429 amino acids)
Source: RefSeq, a predicted model, not a curated record
AUGGCGUCGGUAAAGUGGGAGGAAAAGAAAAAAGAAGAACAUCACUUGGUUUCUCUGAAAAAUGGCGAGCAAAGAAAAGAGAACAUGAAGGUUAAAGUUGAUAUGGGUCAACCUGUACUUAGGAUGUACCUACCAAAUUACCAGCCAACAAGGACCAAAGUUGUGCAAGUGUUAUCUCGUUUACACCUGAAAAUGCGAGUCUGGGAGCGUGGUGCAAGAGCAACACUAGCAUGUGGAAAGCACAGUGUACAAUUUGAUCUUGCUAGAAUGACUGAUUAUGGAGGUGGGUGGCCUAGUGCUCAUGCAACUUUCUGUUUCUCUGCAUGCUUUGCGAGGGUGUACAUGUUGGUGCACCAGUGGAAUUCCCAUGAAAAAGUAGAACCUCAAUUUAAUUAUCAGUACGAUGCACUGAAUAUUAGGGGUCAUAGCCCUGAACAAAAGGUUACUUCGGCUUUGAGGAUUUUAGGAUAUGGCAGACCUCCAGAUUCUAAUGAUGAGUACCUUCGCAUUGAUGUUAGAGAAAUAUUAAAGCAGAAUCAGGAAAGGGGAUUUUCUGGAAUGCUGGGUAGUCUUGACUGCAUACAUUGGGUAUGGACCGGAUGCCCUACCUAUUGGGCCGGUCAGUAUAAGGGUCACUACACAAAACCAACAGUGAUCCUUGAGGCUGCUGCUUCUUAUGAUCGUUGCAUAUGGCACGCUUUUUUUGGUCUCUCGGGAUCUCAAAACGAUAUAAAUUUUGGACAAAAAUCGCCUUUGUUUGAAGAUUUAAAGUAUGGAAUUUCUCCUCAGGUAAAUUUCAGUAUCAACGGGAAUCACUACACUCAUGGCUAUUAUCUUGCAGAUGGAAUUUAUCCAAAAUGGUCAACUUUAGGUCAAUGUUACUGUCAGCCACCUGCCGGUGAAAUGGGUCGUUCAUACUCGUAUUUCAAUAGUAAACAGAUGAAUCUGAGAAAGGAUUUGGAACGGGCUUUUGGAAUUCCGAAGCGGAAGUUCGCAAUCAUUUGUGGGCCUUAUCGUGGUUUAAGUGCUCGUGAAAUGCAUAAGACUAUGCUGACUUGCAUCAUUAUGCAUAACAUGGCUAUCCAGGAGACUCGUCGUAAUAAGAAAUGGACUAACCAUCAAGAUGAAGACUUAAGGCCUGAGAUUAUACCAGCUAGAGGAUUACCUGCAAGGAACUAUGCGCAAAUGACCAGUCAAAUUGAGAACAGAACUCUGUAUAACAGGUUGAGGGAAGAUCUCAGAGUGGAUCUGUGGGCUGAGUUUGGAAGAGAUGGGGGACGAAUUGAGUAG